AUGGCUCACUCAAAAGAUGAUGAUGAUCACUACACUGAUGAUCUACUUCCUUCUGCGAAUGAGAAUGCCAUCUCAACAGCAUCAUCGUUACUGCCUUUGAAUGAUGAAAGCGAAUUUCCUCAUGAUGAGGAUGGUUCUUCUUCAUUGGUCGGUCCAAUGGGCCAUCAUCAAAUGAAUCAUACAACAACACCAACGACAAAUAGCCAUUGUAGCAAUAACAUUCCAAUUUUCAUCAAGGAAUUAUUGAAUGAGAAGGAUCAAACAAUUUGUAAAUAUAUUUGGAGCAAUCCCGUACACUGUGGAGAAAUUAGUCAAGAGGAGACAUCAACGAUUGAACCAAGUCAUAAUAACACUACACAAAAAAAUUGUGAUGCAUUUAUUUCUGAAUUAUACAAACAAUAA
Naegleria lovaniensis is the source of this 402-nucleotide messenger RNA. RefSeq lists its product as uncharacterized. Bases 1 to 402 code for a protein of 133 amino acids. NCBI's taxonomy places the organism in Eukaryota, Heterolobosea, Eutetramitea, Acrasida, Naegleriidae. The transcript has a single exon. The record is from RefSeq and is a predicted model, not a curated record.